Spinacia oleracea (spinach) is the source of this 3466-nucleotide messenger RNA. RefSeq names its product 5'-3' exoribonuclease 4. The transcript is spliced from 22 exons. Gene Ontology annotation, molecular function: 5'-3' RNA exonuclease activity; RNA binding; zinc ion binding. Gene Ontology annotation, cellular component: nucleus. The coding region runs from base 268 to 3057 and encodes 929 amino acids. Lineage: Eukaryota; Viridiplantae; Streptophyta; Magnoliopsida; Caryophyllales; Amaranthaceae. The record is from RefSeq and is a predicted model, not a curated record. Gene Ontology annotation, biological process: nuclear-transcribed mRNA catabolic process.
ACAAACUCAAAACAUAAGAAUUAAGAAGAAAUCAUCAAACCAAAAAAAUUACCAGCAUUCAUUCAUUCUUUUCCACCUAUUUUUUAUUUCCCUCGUUUUUGCAAAUCAAGAACAACAAAAGCAAAAAGGUCAAAAUCAUCAAACCUAAGAAAGAAAAACCAGUUCAUCUUCUAUAAUUCUUUCUCCUCCCACCCAUUAGUUGUGCCCUAAUUUGAGGUUCAUAUCAAAGCUAGAUCUCAAUUCUCAACCGUUUGAUCAGCUGAUUCAAUGGGUGUUCCAGCAUUCUACAGGUGGUUAGCUGAUCGCUAUCCAUUGGCGAUUUCCAACGUUGUUGAAGAAGAACCAAGGGAGGAGGAAAACGGCGUCGUAUACCCAGUUGAUGUAUCCAAACCUAAUCCUAAUGGCAUGGAGUUUGAUAAUUUGUACUUGGAUAUGAAUGGGAUCAUUCACCCUUGUUUCCAUCCUGAUAAAAGGCCUGCACCUACAACAUAUGAUGAGGUGUUCAAAACAAUUUUUGCGUACAUUGAUCAUCUAUUUUUAUUGGUUCGUCCAAGGAAGAUUCUCUACAUGGCAAUUGAUGGAGUUGCACCUAGAGCUAAAAUGAAUCAGCAACGUUCACGGCGCUUCAGAGCUGCAAAAGAUGCCGCAGAGGCUGAAGCAGAGGAGGAAAGACUGAAAAAAGAGUUUGAGUCUGAGGGAAGGAUCCUGGCUUCUAAAGAGAGACGAGAAACCAGUGACUCAAAUGUUAUCACUCCAGGUACCGAAUUUAUGUUUGUGCUCUCGGUGGCACUUCAGUAUUACGUGCAGAAGAAAUUGAACAACCACGCUGGCUGGCGGAGGGUAAAGGUUAUUUUAUCUGACGCUAAUGUGCCUGGCGAAGGAGAACAUAAAAUUAUGUCGUACAUUCGGUUGCAAAGAGAUCUUCCUGGUUUUGAUCCCAAUACUCGACACUGUUUGUAUGGGUUGGAUGCUGAUUUGAUUAUGUUGGCUUUGGCCACACAUGAGCUGCAUUUUUCAAUUCUGAGAGAGGUUGUCACUCUGCCUUCACAGCAAGAGAAAUGUUUUACUUGUGGUCAAGGUGGUCAUCUGGCAGCUGAAUGUCGUGCUAAGCCUGAUAUAAAUGGAAACUUGGUAGAUGACACCCCUAUAUACAAGAAAAAAUAUCAGUUCCUCCACAUUUGGGUAUUGAGAGAAUAUCUGCAAUAUGACCUGGAGAUUCCUAAUCCUCCUUUUACUACGGAUUUUGAACGUUUGGUUGAUGAUUUCGUGUUCCUGUGCUUCUUUGUUGGCAAUGACUUCCUUCCGCAUAUGCCUACACUUGAAAUUCGAGAGGGUGCAAUAAACCUGCUGAUGCAUGUAUACAGAAGCGAAUUUGCAGCUAUAGGUGGUUAUCUUACUGAUGCUGGUGAAGUCUUUCUAGAUAAAGUGGAACAGUUUGUUCAAUUAGUUGCAGUUCACGAAGAGCAAAUCUUCCAGAAACGGGUCCGCUUACAGCAGUAUUAUGAGAAUAAUGAGGAGAAGAACAGGUUGAGAAGAGAUCCCGUUGAAGAGCCACAAACUCCAGUUGAAGAUAAGAUCAAACUUGGGGAGCCUGGAUAUAAAGAGAGGUAUUACGCCGAGAAAUUUGGUGCAUCAAGUCAGGAGGAAAUCGAUAAAAUCAGGAAAGAUGUGGUUUUGAAGUAUGUAGAAGGUUUAUGUUGGGUUUGCCGUUACUACUACCAAGGUGUUUGCUCAUGGCAAUGGUUCUAUCCAUACCAUUAUGCUCCAUUUGCUUCUGAUCUAAAAGAUUUAGCUGAUCUAGAAAUCACAUUUUUCUUGGGAGAGCCAUUUAAGCCUUUUGAUCAACUCUUGGGAACUCUACCAUCCGCAAGUUCCGAUGCUUUGCCGGAGAUGUACAGGAAAUUGAUGACAGAUCCAUCAUCACCUCUGCUUGAGUUUUAUCCUCCUGAUUUUGAUAUUGAUAUGAAUGGUAAACGCUUUGCUUGGCAGGGUAUUGCAAAGUUGCCAUUCAUUGAUGAAAAUAAAUUGCUAGAUGAAACCAAGAAGCUAGAGGAAACUUUGACGGUAGAUGAGCAGCGCCGGAAUUGUGUGAUGUUUGAUAUGUUAUAUGUUCAUCCUGCACAUCCUUUAGCUUCUCAAGUUGUACCAUAUUACCAGUUCUACUAUCAGAUGCCUCCUGACCAAAGAUAUGCUUGGCCAAUUGACAGCAAUGCAAGCUGCGGAAUGAAUGGUUAUUUAUGGAUAUCUGAGAGGAAUGGAUGGAGACAAGUAGUCCCUUCACCAAUAUUUGGGCUACCUGAUAUUACAAACAACCAAGCUUUAAAUGUGACGUACUUGAAUCCUCUGCCUCGUAAACACAUUCCGCAGCCUCCAAAGGGUGCAAUUAUGCCAGCAAAGAUGGUAAAAUAUUCUGAUGUGAAACCUUUCCCCGCAUUAUGGCAUGAAGACAAUGGCAAUCGGCGUCAAUUUGGACGUGAUAGGCCUCAAGUACCAGGAGCAAUACGUGGGCCUCAGUUGGGUGAAGCUGCUCAUCGUCUCCUAAAGAACACAUUAAAUAUGAAACAUACUGGUUCAUCUCCUGGAUUAUUGGAUUAUUAUAUGCCCCAUCAGAAUCAGAAUCAUCCAGGCAACAAUACGUUUAAUAGGCCAAGGCCAGCUGGACCUGUAGGAUAUGAAAGAGGCUACUACGAUGACAGAAAUUACUACGGGCCCCGUCCUAUGGCUAAUGGCUACAGAGCACCAUAUGAGCCGCGUGGAAUUAGACAAAAUGAUAGAUUACCACACCGUGGAGGUGGAGGUGGAGAUGACCGUGAUUUGGGAGUUGCUAUGUCAAAUUUGACUCUAGGAGGAGGGAUUCGGAAUAGACCACCAGCUGAAAUGAGACCAAGGAUGCAACAAAACAAUUUUGGUCAACUUCCAUCACCGCCUAUCAAUUGGAUUAAUAGACCAGAAACUGGGAAUAACAUGCAUUUCAGACAGCAGGAAAUGUCACCCCAGAAUCAGCACAGGCAAGUUUACCAAGUUAAGACACAAGUACAACCAACUCAACCAGAAUGAUUUCACUGCUAAAAAGUAAAACCAUGGAAACUGUUUCAACGGGGUCAUGUGUUUUGAUGAUAUUGUUGAUCUGUAUAGUAAAAUAUGUUUUAGAUCGACACAAUCUCAAAGUAAAGAAGAGUCGAUUCCUUAUUAUUUUAGGAUGUUGAAGGAGCGGAUGUGUUUAUUGUCGGAUGCAUAAGUUGGCAAGCUUGCUUAUGUUCUGUUGUAGUGUAUUCUUAUAUUAUCAUCAAGGUCAUUUUGGUGGCUGCUUGUCUGUAAAUUAACAUUUUACAGUUAGGUGUACGGUCAUGGUAGACACUUGACAUCGAUUAUCUAGAUCAAUUGUUUUUAGAUGUAACAGAAUCCCAGUUAGUUACAGAAUUAAUGUACAAUUGGCUGAAAAGCUAACAACUUUCUUUCUCCAAAA